Pelodiscus sinensis (Chinese soft-shelled turtle) is the source of this 3191-nucleotide messenger RNA. NCBI's taxonomy places the organism in Eukaryota, Metazoa, Chordata, Testudines, Trionychidae. The record is from RefSeq and is a predicted model, not a curated record.
CAGCGAGGCAGAUGGGCGGGGUGGGGAAGCCGGACUUGGAGCUCCUCAGCGGCGGUGUCGCUUCACAGCAGCCCAGCGAUGGCCCUGCGGAAGCGGCUGUGGUUGCUGCUCUGCUCCGCGGCCCUCCUGAGCUGGGGCCUGGCCACCGCUGACGAAGAAGGAAGUCAGGAUGAGUCUUUAGAAUCAAAGACUUCCUUGCCUUCAGAAGAAAAGGUGGGGGACCACUCCACAGGAACCCAUGUUGUAGCAGGUCAGAUCUUUCUUGAGUCCGAAGACUCAGAUUCUCAUACUGAAGAUGAAGAGAGCUUUAGGAACCAAGAAGAGGAGAAAGAGAGCGUGUUGGAGGAGUUUAACUCUCUUGAAAUGUCAAACCUAUUAAAUAAGAAUUUGGAAGACGUAGAAAUACAGAAACCAGUUUUGACAGCUAUUGGAGGCACUGCAGACAAUGAGCCCUGCCACUUCCCCUUCCUGUUCCUGGAGAAGGAGUAUGUAGAAUGUACAGCUGAUGGAAGGGAAGAUGGCAGGCUUUGGUGUGCAACAACCUAUGAUUACAAGAGAGAUCAAAAGUGGGGCUUUUGUGAAACUGAAGAGCAGUCUAAUAAAAGAAGACAGAUGCAAGAAGCAGAGGAUGUUUACCAGACUGGGAUGAAAAUCCUUAAUGAGAGCAGUAAAAAGACACAGAAGAAAGAAGCAUAUCAGUAUCUUCUGAAAGCAGCUGACAUGAACCAUACUAAGGCAAUGGAGAAGGUGUCUUAUGCUCUGUUGUUUGGGGAUUAUCUGAAGCAAAACAUCCAGUCUGCUAAAGAGCUGUUUGAGAAACUGACUGAGGAAGGAUCUCCUAAAGGGCAAACGGCUCUUGGAUUUCUCUAUGCAUCUGGUCUCGGUGUCAAUUCCAGUCAAGCUAAGGCUCUGGUUUAUUACACUUUUGGAGCUCUUGGAGGAAAUCUGAUAGCGCAUAUGAUUUUAGGUUACCGAUACUGGGGUGGGAUAGGAGUCCUUCAGAGUUGUGAAUCUGCUCUCACUCACUAUCGGCUUGUGGCUAAUCAUGUGGCUAGCGAUAUAUCUCUGACAGGAGGCACAGUGGUGCAGAGAAUUCGCCUGGCAGAUGAAGUGGAAAAUCCAGGAAUGGCCAGUGGGAUGCUGGAGGAAGAUUUGAUUCAGUAUUAUCAAUUUCUAGCAGAGAAAGGAGAUGUACAAGCACAGGUUGGUCUUGGACAGUUACAUUUACAUGGUGGAAGAGGAGUGGAGCAAAAUCACCAGAGAGCAUUUGAAUACUUCAACCAAGCAGCUAAUGCUGGUAACUCGCAUGCCAUGGCUUUUCUAGGAAAGAUGUAUUCAGAAGGAAGUGAUAUUAUACCUCAGAGCAAUGAGACUGCUCUUCAAUAUUUCAAGAAAGCUGCUGAUAUGGGUAAUCCUGUUGGGCAGAGUGGGCUAGGAAUGGCUUAUCUGUAUGGAAGAGGAGUUCCAGUGAAUUAUGAACUGGCAUUAAAGUAUUUCCAGAAGGCUGCAGAGCAAGGAUGGGUAGAUGGACAGCUUCAACUGGGCUCCAUGUAUUAUAAUGGCAUUGGAGUGAAGAGAGACUAUAAACAAGCUUUGAAAUAUUUUAAUUUGGCCUCCCAGGGUGGUCAUAUUCUGGCUUUCUAUAACCUGGCACAGAUGCAUGCCACUGGUACUGGGGUAAUGAGAUCCUGUCAUACUGCUGUUGAGUUAUUUAAGAAUGUAUGUGAACGAGGGCGCUGGUCUGAGAGACUCAUGACUGCCUACAAUAGUUAUAAAGAUGGUGAUUCAAAUGCUGCUGUGGUUCAAUAUCUUCUCUUGGCAGAACAAGGCUACGAAGUGGCACAGAGCAAUGCUGCUUUCAUACUUGAUCAGAAAGAGGCCAGCAUAGUAGGAGAGAAUGAGACUUAUCCCCAAGCCUUGCUGCAUUGGAAUAGAGCUGCCUCCCAAGGUUACACUGUUGCUAGAAUUAAGCUUGGAGAUUACCAUUUCUAUGGCUUUGGUACUGAUGUUGAUUAUGAAACUGCAUUUAUUCACUACCGCCUGGCAUCAGAGCAGCAGCAUAGUGCCCAAGCCAUGUUUAACCUGGGAUACAUGCAUGAGAAAGGACUGGGCAUCAAACAGGAUAUUCACCUUGCAAAACGCUUCUAUGACAUGGCAGCCGAAGCCAGCCCAGAUGCUCAAGUUCCUGUCUUCCUAGCACUCUGUAAACUCGGGAUUGUAUAUUCCUUGCAGUAUGUACAAGAAACCAAUAUCAGAGAGAUAUUGUCACAUCUUGACAUGGACCAGCUGUUGGGGCCUGAAUGGGACCUUUACCUUAUGACUAUCAUCGCCUUGCUUCUAGGAACAGUUAUAGCUUACAGACAGAGGCAACAUCAGGCUAUUCCCAGACCUGCAGGGCUGCGGCCAGCUAUGCCUCAACAAGAACCUCCACCAGAACCUCAGCCACCACAAUAGCAGUAACAGGAAUCUCAGUGAAAAGAACUACAUUGUCCAGCAGAAACUAUUUUCAUUGUGAUUUAGGACAACAGAUCAAUGGUCCUUUCCCCCUCAAAAGAGGCUCAAAGAAGCAUACAAUUCUGAAAGCUGCUUAGAAUGAUGCCUUUUUUUCAGGGAUAUGUAACUUUUUCUAGACUGAUUUGAAUGUUAUUUCAGUGCCAAUGGAAUAACACACUGGCUUUUUUUGUGAAACACAAGUGUGCUACUACAAAAGUGAUGCCUGCUAUAUCCAAUCUCUCUUUAUUCAACGUUCUUUUUCAUCAUCUCUUAAAGUGCAUGGAAAACAUUGACUCAUAGGAGAUGGCCUAUGUAGAAAGAGAAAAUGUUGGAAAACUGAAAACCUGAACUUUGCUCUUUUGAACAAAGAGAUCCUCCAGAACUGUGGGAGAAUUUGUUUUCCUGAUCUGCAUCCCAAGUGGUCCUACAGAUCUUAUUUUAAUUAUUCUUAAUAAUAGUUUCACAGUUCACAUAAUCUCAUUAUUUACCUUAGAUGGUUUAAUCUGGAUGUUCCAUUGAGAAGAAACAAAAACAAAAGCAAAAUCUGUAACUAGUUAGCAAAUUUCUUGUUCUCUGUGAUUUGCACUUUUGGGGGUUUGUCUUUUCCUUUUAACAUACAUUUUUGCUAAUGGCCAAUCUCUGUUCCAGAAGGUGGAUAGGAAUAGAUUGCAUUUGUAAAUAAAAGAAUAAUUUACCAA